Echinococcus granulosus is the source of this 1224-nucleotide messenger RNA. Its product is annotated as Polyadenylate-binding protein 4-like protein. Gene Ontology annotation, cellular component: ribonucleoprotein complex. The transcript has 9 exons. Bases 1 to 1224 code for a protein of 407 amino acids. NCBI's taxonomy places the organism in Eukaryota, Metazoa, Platyhelminthes, Cestoda, Cyclophyllidea, Taeniidae. The record is from RefSeq and is a predicted model, not a curated record. Gene Ontology annotation, molecular function: RNA binding.
AUGUUGUCAGACGGUAAUGCUGUGUCUCGCCCCAUUCCAUUUAAUAUUUCCUUGAACUACUACCAUACUCAGAAGUCGGAGCAUCUACCGAUCAUGGGGAAAAUGAACUAUCGUCCUGCAGAAAAACCUAUGGAAAGUAAAAUUAGCAGAUCAGAAGCUUCCAGUAAGCUCUCAAAAUCUCCUGGGACUAAUCUGAAAAAGAAAUCACUUAAUGGGGCCAAAAGUGCCUUGAAGGAACCGAAACUGCCCUCCUCGAUUAUUCUCCCUGGAAAGUUAGGAGAAAUUAAUGAGAACCUGGAUGAUGCAUCUCUUCUCGCUGAGAUCAGAAGACGCAUUUGUGAUCAAAAUGCUAAGACCAUCAGGGUAUCGCCAGUACCGAAAACCUGUCCCCCUCUUCUGCUCCGGGAUCUCUGUCCUACGUCAGUAGCUGUGCGUAUACCGUCGAAGCAGAAUUGCAGAUAUGCCUUCAUCAAAUUUGCUUCCUCGACAGCAGCUGAAGCAGCGGCAAAAGAGGUGACUGGGAAGCUUGUGGGUGGGAAAGCGAUCAAGGCGAUCUUGUGCAGCGAAAGACCUCCCCGGGUGGAAGCUGACUGGAAAUCACCGGAGGAGCGGGAACUAGAUGCCUUUGACCUGACCACCCUCUAUGUCUCGUGUCUUCCACGCUUAACAGAGCGCACGACUCUCGCCCAGAUCUUUCGCACUGCAGACAAGAUUAAAUAUGAAAGCCUUCCGGAUGGUACAUCUAAGGGAUUUUGUAUUUUGAAAUAUCGGACCCGCGAAUUGGCUCAAAAGGCAUUCGUGGAGCUCCACGGCACUCUUUUGAAGGGAGUACCGAUUUCUGUCAACUUUUUGAUUAAGUCCAAGGAGAAGGCUGAAGCGAGGGAAACGGUGAAGGAAGAGGCCUCGCAUGAAGAUUUGAAACGCAAAGCACCGGAGGGAAGCGAAGAGGUUAUGAAGCCGAAUAAGAAAUGCCGUUGCGAAAAUACAAAUGCUGAAGACGGCAAGGUCGUUAGUGACCCAUCUGGUCAGACGAGGGAAAUUCCUACCAAAAUUAAAGUUGACAGAACAGGAAACGAUACAGUUUCGUUAAAGAAAGCGGAUAAGGGUCCGGACUUCUCUAUCAAGUAUUCAAAGGGUCCUGAACCCAAACGAGCUAAACUGCAACCCUAUCAACUCUCGAAGAAGUCUGGGAACAGGGCAAAGAAACCAAAAAAUCCCAAAUAG